Spinacia oleracea (spinach) is the source of this 744-nucleotide messenger RNA. RefSeq lists its product as uncharacterized. Gene Ontology annotation, molecular function: zinc ion binding; nucleic acid binding. The record is from RefSeq and is a predicted model, not a curated record. Lineage: Eukaryota; Viridiplantae; Streptophyta; Magnoliopsida; Caryophyllales; Amaranthaceae. The transcript is spliced from 2 exons. Bases 1 to 744 code for a protein of 247 amino acids.
AUGGUUGGUGGUGCUAUGGUGGUUGGUGGUGAAUGGGGAUGCUUGGUUGAUGGUUCGUUGGCGGUUGGUGCUAUAACGGAGUGGUCCAUGGAGAGAAUUGGGGUCAGGUUUAGUAAAGCAGCAAACAUGGAGCCUAACCACUUAACAGGCUAUGCCAAAAUUGAAAUGGAGUUGAGAAGUGCUGAAUCCAGAUUUUGUUACUCUACUGCAUGUGGUGGUGGGGAGUUUGAGGUGAAGGAUGGCAAUGUGAAGUUCCCAGUCAAGCUACACACCAGAACCUGUGGUUGUGGAGUAUGGCAGGUGUCAGGUAUUCCCUGCAAACAUGGCUUGAGGGUCAUCUACAACCAGAGACUUGACCCUGUGGACUUUGUUUCCAAUUAUUUCAAGGGUGCUGCUUAUAAACAGGCAUAUGCAGAGCAUAUGCACCCAAUGGCUGACCCUACUCAGUGGCCUGGAUCCACACUGCCCACCAUUAAACCUCAUGGGAUCAAGAGGAGUGCCGGAAGAUCACAAAAACAGAGAAGAAGGGUUGCCAUGGAAGCUAGGAAGAGGAAGAGGCACACUUCAGUUAAGUGUAGCAAAUGCAAGGAAAUGGGCCACAAUGCAAGGACCUGCAAGUCUGGUGCAGACACUUCCAAGGCACCACCAAAACAGAGAACUGCAACAAAUAAGAGGAAAAUGGCCUAUGAUGGUGCAAGCACUUCCAAGGCAGCACCAAAGGGCAAGAAAUCCAAGCAAGCCUGA